Messenger RNA from Bipolaris oryzae ATCC 44560, 1449 nucleotides. RefSeq lists its product as uncharacterized. Gene Ontology annotation, cellular component: COG complex. The coding region runs from base 1 to 1449 and encodes 482 amino acids. NCBI's taxonomy places the organism in Eukaryota, Fungi, Ascomycota, Dothideomycetes, Pleosporales, Pleosporaceae. Gene Ontology annotation, biological process: cytoplasm to vacuole targeting by the Cvt pathway; intra-Golgi vesicle-mediated transport. The record is from RefSeq and is a predicted model, not a curated record. The transcript has a single exon.
AUGGUUGACGCCCUCUAUGACCUCCUCGUUCCCUAUCUCGACGCCCGUCCUGUCCCCAACGACGCCGCCACAAAUGCCUACCUCUCCCGCCUAACCACCCUCCCGCUACCAGCCCUCACCUCGUCGGAGCAGCAAUCACUAGCCCAAAGCUCACAAUCAAUACUGCGCUCCAUUCAGGCUCUCUCCAAAAAAUCUCACAAGCCAAUUAUCGCCUCGGCCGACCACCUGCUGCAUCUGCGCACCACUCUCCCGCAUAUUGGACACGAUGCAUCAACCGUCCACGCCGAGCUGCCCGCACUCGAAACAGCAGCACAGCACUUCUCCGACAAAUACAGUAGAGGCGCUGAUAAUGCCAUACUCGACAGGCGGAGAAAAGCCAUGCUGCUGUCGCGCAACAUUGACCGCGUCUCCGAUGUCCUCGACCUCCCCACCCUCCUCUCGUCUGCCAUAACAUCGUCGACAGCCGCCGCACAAGCGACCUCGUCCACGGCUAUCGCCAAUGCAAACUACGCCUCGGCCCUCGAUCUCCAUGCCCAUGUCAAGCGCCUGCAUACUCUCUACCCCAACUCGCCUCUGAUCUCCUCGCUCACAGCCCAGGCCGAGCAGGAGAUGAAGACCAUGACCACCAACCUCAUCACAGCUCUCCAGGCUCAGGGAAUCAAGUUGGCAGGUGCAAUGCGAACCAUUGGCUGGCUCCGACGUGUUGCCCCCGAGUUAGAUGAAUCUUGGUCCACUAAACAAGCCGCCAUUGGUAGUGGCGAGGGCACUUUAGGCGCGCUGUUCCUUGUGUGCAGGCUAGUCUGCCUCGAGUCCAUGCUCGAAGCCCUGUCCCCUCUCCGCGACCUCGCAGACCAGGAAACUUCGAAGCGCACGAGUAAGACAACAAAAGUCACCGAAAAUGGCUGGGCCGCUGGCCAACAAACAGAAAAGUACUUGAAAAAGUACCUCGAGGUGUUCCGCGAACAAAGCUUCGCCAUAAUAUCCAUGUACAAAAGCAUAUUUCCUUCUGCUCUCCCCGCACCAGGAUCCGAAGACGCUGCAGCCCCGGCUGUCAAGCCCGUCGACUCGUCUGAUCCUCUUCAGCCCAUCCCUUCUGCUCUCGCUACUUUUCCUCUGCACCUUGUAGAAAUGCUCUUCGAUACCCUGCGCGACUAUUUGCCCAAUGUGCAGGAUCGCUCAGCAAGAGACUCGCUUCUUACCCAGGUCCUCUACUGCGCUGGCUCGCUGGGCAGACUCGGUGCAGACUUUAGCGUAAUGAUUGCGCUGCUCGAAGAAGAUUUGCGCGCAGAGCUAGAUGAGAGUGUGGAAGACAGCGAGGCAGAUGAGGAAUGGGUUGAUGUCAUGAAGAAGCAUCGUGUCCAAGCCUCAAGAUUAGAACUGUUAGCUUCGGGUGUAGGCACAGCCCGGACGGCAAGUCCGGUUGAUAGAGUUGCUAGUCCGGCAAAAUAG